AUGACUUAUGCUGCUCGUAAUUUAGCUAUUCUAAUUGAAGCCUUUCAAUUGAUUGGCCGAAUAUCAAUUUUAGGUGUAUCAUAUGGUACUUAUUGGUUAAAUCGUUUUUUAACCAUUUAUCCAAAUUUGGUACAACCACCUGUGAUGAAUAGUCCAUUAAAACCACUCUUGCAUUCAUUCACAAUGUAUAAUAUACGAGCAGCUUCAAUGACUUCGCAAUUUCUUCCUUAUUGCCAUUAUCAAAUUGAAUGUAUUAAAUAUUUUCCAGUCGAUAGACCUGGUGUAAUGCUUUACAAAAUUUUACAAGAUAUUGAUUCAAAUAAUCAACUAUGUAUAAAGAGUUGUAAUAAAGAAGAUGUUCUUACUUUAGAUUUCUUUUUUCAAGCUCAAGGUUUAUCAUCGUCUUCGAGUGAUCCAUUGGCAACUGAUGUCAAUACUCCAGUACUUAAUACUGAUGUUCUUUAUUAUUACAUAGCGUUUUCUGAACUUUGGUUAUAUUUUAAUCAAUCUGAUAUCGAUCAACAAGCAUUGAAUACUUUUCAAAAUGCUACUAUAAUAGCUCCAAAUCUUCGCUCUGAUUUAAUUGCAUUGAGAGAUGCAUGA
Rotaria socialis is the source of this 603-nucleotide messenger RNA. NCBI's taxonomy places the organism in Eukaryota, Metazoa, Rotifera, Eurotatoria, Philodinida, Philodinidae. The record is from the annotation of a GenBank genome assembly.